This is a messenger RNA of Chanos chanos (milkfish), 2732 nucleotides long. It is a transcript of the gene tacc1, whose product is annotated as transforming, acidic coiled-coil containing protein 1. Gene Ontology annotation, biological process: cerebral cortex development; nuclear migration; mitotic spindle organization. NCBI's taxonomy places the organism in Eukaryota, Metazoa, Chordata, Actinopteri, Gonorynchiformes, Chanidae. The record is from RefSeq and is a predicted model, not a curated record. The transcript has 13 exons. The coding region runs from base 307 to 2640 and encodes 777 amino acids. Gene Ontology annotation, cellular component: cytoplasm.
AGUGGGGGAGUGUGACUGAAACCUUCCUGUAUUCAGUCUGUCUGGGAGAGGAAGCUGAAAGCCGUGUGUGUGUCAGAGGUUCCGGGGCUGUGGAGGAAGCUUUGAGGCACCAUGAAGAAAACACUGGUGAAAGCAAACGACCUCAGGACCACGUGAGAAGUCACUGCCGCUGGGUGAAACAUCUGUGAGUGGGAGAGUGUUUAGAGAGUUAGAGAGAAGGAGAGAGUGACUCAGUGCUGGGUGGACCCCUCGGCGGGACUGCGUUUCUUCAGACGUGAAGCAGGGUUCUGAGCCCAGUUUGCUGAGAUGUCUUGGCUGUCUCCUGUUCAGUGGGCCAAGUGGACCUGGUCGGCCGUGCGUGGCGGAGGUGAGGAAGAAGAAGGUGAAGAAGGGCAGGAGGGAUCUAGCGUUGAGCCUCAGGGAGGCGAAACAGUGAACCACAGAGAACUGGAGGAGGAAGAAGAGGAGGAGGAAGAGGAGGAAAGGUCUCUUGGACGCAGCUCGGACUCUGAGGGCCAGUUUGAGACGCCGGAGGCAGAGACACCAGUCCAUCAACCACUUAAGGAACCAGGAGCACUGGAGGACCUUAAUAUAGACAACACAGUUUUUCUGGGGGACGGUAACAAGCAGCUGAUCUCUGUCACUGCCGAAGCGGAGAACUCAGUCUUGGCUACGACCCUCCCCCACGAUGAGCCGGUCCCGGACGCGCGGGAGAGCUCCGUGGAUCCGAGCCAGUCCCUAAGCGCGGCCGUCGUCGUCGACGACAGUCCGGCUCCGUUUCCUAACAUGGACGCAGGGCAGGUCGACGUGACCGCCGAACCGUCUGCAGAAACAACACCGUCCCUCUGCAACGGGCACUCUUCCCAACCUCCUCCCAAAUCCCAGUCCAAGCCCCUCAAAGCCAGGCCCCCCUCCCUGAAGGUCAAAGGCCCUCUGAACAGUCCUGACCCGGGGGAGGUGGACGAUGAGCCGCCGGUCCCUAAGGGCAGCUACAACUUCGACCCAGAUCAGUUUGACGAAAACUUCAACCCGUUUGCCUCUGGAGGCUCGAAGCUUCAGAACUCCCCGCCUGCUUCCGCCAACAGUCCCAAACCGGAGUCGGGCGUGGCCGACUGUGAUGGCGCCGCCCAAGACGCGCUGCCUGUAAAAAUGGAAUUUGGCUCGACCGACGGCGAGGCCAAAAGACCCCCUCCGAAAAAGCUGGGGAAAAAAACAGGCAGUAAGAUUACUCCCAAGAAACAAAGACCUAAAGCUGGACAGUCGGUUCCCGCUUCGGAGCAGCCUUCCGAACAGACGACGGAACCUGUAUCCGAGCCGGCCGCACCGGCGAGCUUGGACGACAUUCCCAUUCCUAAGAAAACGUACGGCUUCGACCCCAGUCAGUGGGACGACCCCAACUUCAACCCCUUCGGAGGCAGUUCCAAACUAAACAACUCUCCGACUCUGGCCAAGGGAACGUACAGUUUCGACCCUGAUCACUUCGAUGACUCCGUGGACCCCUUUAAACCGUCGAAGGCCUUGUCCGGCGGUGACAUGGCCAGGAAGGAGCCAGAGAAACCGACGGAGAGACUGGCGAAGCAGAAACCGGAGGGUCCCGUGGAAGACGAGAGGAAAACACGACAGUCGCCCAAGAAAAACAAGGACAGGAUCAUCACGAAUUCAUGCAAAGUAAAGAAAUAUGAGAAUCAGUCUUUGGUUCUGGACGUCUGCAAUCAGGAGGACCGUGCACAGGAAUGCCAGGUCCCCGAGAUGACGCACCGCGUGAGACACGCCACCGACGAGGAGAAACUGGCGUCCACGGGGAUUGGCCAGAAGGGACUGGAUGUGGAGGAGGAGUUUUCCGACUGCACAAAAGCAGCCCCUGGCACCAAGAGCCAGCCCACAGAGGAUGCACCGUUAGGGAAGACAGACCAUACUGAAGAGAAAGACUCGUGUCGUACGGCGGAGGAGCUGACGAAGAGUCUUGCCCCAGAGCAUCAUGGGAAAAGCAGCCCAGGGCUGGACUCCAUCCCCAUGAGCGAGAUGGACAAGGCGGCGGUGCUCACCCUGAUCAGGGAGGAGAUCAUUGCUAAGGAAAUUGAAGCCAAUGAAUGGAAGAGGAAAUAUGAGGAGAGCAGAAUGGAGGUCAUUGAAAUGCGGAAAAUCGUGGCAGAAUAUGAGAAAACUGUAGCACAGAUGAUUGAGGACGAACAGAGGAAGAACAUGGGCUCUCAGAAGAGUGUCCACCAGCUGACGAUGGAGAGGGACCAGGCGCUGGCUGACCUCAACUCCGUGGAGCGUUCGCUCUCUGACCUCUUCAGACGCUAUGAAAACAUGAAGACUGUUCUAGAAGGUUUUAAGAAAAAUGAGGAGGUGCUGAAGAAGUGUGCUCAGGAGUACCUAGCCCGAGUCCGGCAGGAGGAGCAGCGAUACCACACCCUCAAACUCCACGCUGAGGAAAAACUUGACAAGGCGAACGAGGAGAUCGCUCAGGUGCGAGCAAAGGCAAACGCAGAGGGCGUGGCUCUGAACGCCAGUCUGAGGAAGGAGCAGAUGAAGGUGGAGUCACUGGAGAGAGCGCUCCAUCAGAAGAAUCAAGAGAUGGAGGAGCUCACCAAGAUCUGCGAUGAACUCAUCGCCAAACUGGGCACAACUGACUAAACUCUGCCACCUGCUCGUCCGGCCCCGCCCCGUCAGCUCCGCCCAGCCCCUUCCAGCUGCCCCGCCCAAACACUGGCUGCCCACAGCGUUAC